AGUUUCAUUUGCGGCUUCGUGGACAAAAACGUAAACAGCUGUUGUGCCUGCUCUGUUUUCACUGCUGAGAUUGCUAUUUAAGAGGAUUUUCCCUGGGGAGAAGCUAGAGGAGAAUGGAGUGAGGUACUGUACACAUGUACAGAGUCCUUCAGAUCUUGUUCUCACUCGGUUGACCUUACCUGACCCACCAUGGAGGGGGUAUUUGGACAGAUCCUCAAAGAGGCAACGUCAAACAAGCAUGCAGCACUACGGGAAGCCGUCAGUCAAGCACAAGGGGCAUACAGCCAGGAGUCUGAGGCUUCUACACACUCACAGAGAGAAGUCUGUAUUGAACCAUUCAAACUGUGUCUGGAGUCCAAGACUAGCAAGAUUAUUCCACUGGGGAUCACUGGACUUCAGAAAGUGGUAACAGAUGAGAAACUGAAGUGCCGAGAAGGGGAGAUAGAGCAUGAGGAUGACACGAUGCCAAACCAGAUUCUUAGAGCGGUGGCCAUCACCCCCUCACUCAGCGAGGAUCACCAAGUUGAGAUCAUGAAGCUUCUCCUUAUGGUAGCCUGUUCCAACCCAUCCCAUGUAUCUCCACAGACUGUCAUCAACAUUGCCAAGGCUUGCAUUGAUUGGCCGUCUGUUGCUACCCGUCAUCCUAAUCCAGCCAGUAACGCUGCUAAAAUCACGCUAACACAAACUUUACGCAUGCUCUGUGAAUCACAAGUCAAAAACACCAUCAUGCUAGACAAAGGAGAGAUGGCUUCUGUUGAUGGUAAAGACCGACUUUGUGGUGAUGUGGUUGCUGUACUAGGGUUCUUAUGUAACAAGGUCUCAGAAACACACAAAGCUGGAGCCAGCACCCAGAAUCAGACCCAAUUGACCUUUGAACUGGAAGCCAUCUUGGCAAUGCUGAGCAACAUGGAGCCUGGCCUGCGAGGCAGUUCAGCCUUCCAGAAAGUCCUCUGGCAAGAGUUGUGCCCCACACUGAUAGCCGUCCUAGGCAUCCCCAAAGACCAGAAAUCCAUCAUCUCUUCCAGCUCCUCCUCCUCCUCCUCCUCCAACCAUCAUCCCGGCGAUCACCAUCAUCCAACCACCAACCACCAUCAAGAGCAUGGCAGGGGAUCUAGCAGCGCGGUGUCCGUUCCCGUCUCCUUCCGCUCAGCCAGGCAUGUCAUCUACUGCAUAGCUGGAGAACUGAUCAGACUGGUGGGCUGCGUGGCGUCCAUGAGGCCCGUGAUUGGUUCGCUGCUUCACAGGAUGCUGCUGUUCCCACCCCCUUCGCAGAGGAACGAGGCCCUCAAGGUUCUUAAAGAGAUACUGUCUGCUCCGGGUCGGAUCCUAGACCUAGCUGGACCAGCGAUAGAGGGAGCUGAGAUCACCAGCAUGUCAAACAAAGACCACAAGGCAGACCUGGACUUAAUCAAACUGCUCAUGGAUGGUAUAUCUGAAGCAUCAGGUUGCCAUGAGGUGUGUCUGUCUAGCAUCGGGUGUGUGGGGGCGCUGUUAGCUUCACUGGAACAGAUCAGUCAUGGGAAAGGAAUGGGCCAAUGGCAGGCAGAAGAGAUCGUCAGGAGAGCCAAGGAGAAAGAAGAAGAAAACAAGAAAGAAAUGGAACAAGAACUGGAUGGACUACCUUGCCUUGCACCAGAAAACCUUCAUACCAGCUUCCCGCCAGAGCGUAAACAGACGCUGCUGGAACUUGCAGGAGCCUACAGGUCCGUCACAGGAGACGAGGACAGGCCGGGUGAAGGAGUGGACAGGAUCGGACUGCCGAACAGAGAUGGAGAGAGAGAAGAGGAUGGGGAUCUGCAGGAGGUGGAUCCCAUCACGCCCAGAGGAGGAUGCGACAAUGGAGAUGGAUUGGAAGAAGAUGGAGGGAAGGAGGAAGAGGUGGUGGAUGAGGAGGAUCCAGUCGCUCUUGCUGCAGCUGCUUUCGCUGCCGACGACGAUGAUACACAGGACGAUGCUGUGGAUGAUGCUACCAGUGAUGCAGUCCAGGAUGAAGCAAGGGAGGAGGCAAGAGGCAAAGAAGAGAAGGAGGAGGGGGAAGAGACCAAACAGGUUGCAGGAGAAGGGGGUGAGGAGGACAAAGAAGAGCCUUGUGAAGAUUCAGGAGAGGAUUCACCUCUUAUUUCUCCGGACACGGAUCUCAAGAGCAGUGGCCAGUGUCCUGAAGCAGAUGCCCAGACGUCAGAGAAUGAGGAGAAGGAAGGAGAGAAGAAGGAAGGAGAGAAGGAGGGGGCAGCUAAGGGAUCAUCUCUACCAGGAAGCCCAUCGGCCGCUGCAGAGAAGGCUGCUUUCCUCAAUGCCAAGAAGGAGAAAGAAGCUGCCCAGGACUUCGCUGAUGCUCUCCUUGCCAUGCUGCCUAGAUUUCUAGUCAUCGAUGAUGUGAUGGAUGUUGAUAAGGCCAUUCAGCUCUUUGCCUCCAGAUAUGUGAUGGGCUAUACCAUGAAGAAGACCGAUGCAGAAGAUGACAAAUCUAACAAGCUGAACCUGACCCCGGUCAUCAAUGCUGAUGGUAUCUAUGUCGCUACUUACGCCUGUCUGCUACUCAACCUUAAACUUGUGAGGAGCGAUCACUACCAGAACCCUGCUUCCCUGCCUCUCACUCAGAAACAAUUCAUAGACAGUGUGCACUACAGUGGAGUGUUAGUCUACCUGUCAGCCACUUGGUUGGGUGAAUUGUAUAGGAUAAUAAUUACAAGGAACCUCCUGGAGGACGGAGGCUACCAGCCUGCCAUGGAACACUGUAACCGGGCUCUCAUCUCCAUCCUGACAGAUCUUGAUGGAUUAGGAAGCCAGGAGCUCGGUGGUCAGAUGCUUCAUGAUGCUCCUGAAUACAAUCAGGGGAUCGGAACCCUACUAGUCAACAACGCCAACCUUGAAGGAUCUGCAGGUGAGGUGUUUGCACGAGAGCUUCUGACGACCUUCUGGAGGCGUAUACUGUCCAUCCUGUCCAUCCCGCUCUCCUCCAAGCACACCCAGGUAGGCGGUCUGGCCUUCCUGCUGGGCAGUGAGGGGAGCAGCAGCAAGGAGCAGAACUCCAGGGACAGGGACGCCAUCUGUCUCAGUCUGGAUGGUCUCAGGAAGGCUGCAGAACUCAGCUGUACACUAGGCCUCCAGACUCGUUGUGCCGCUGUCUUCGCCCAGCUGAGCGAGGCAUCCUGCGCAAGCGACAAUCCCACUCCUGACACCCAUCCUGCGGAGACGUCCUCCAGGAUGGCAAGCCUCAGGGGCAAGCUGGGCAAGGGGCAGGGGAUGAGGCUGCAUGCUGCCCAUGUCCUUAGCAUGGACGCACUGCUCUCCAUGGGCCUUGAGAUGGGCAGCCAUUCUGCAGAAUGCUGGAGCCAUGUCUUCAGGUGCUGUGCCUUUGUCUCACAACUCGAACACACGCAAUUCAGCAGCACCGAAGCCCAACCCUCGGUCACCCCCAUGCCCAACGUCAAAGAAUCCACCCGGCCCAUGGAACCGAUGGAGGAGGCCAUGGCGGACGAGCUUGACCUCAUUCCCCCCUACAUGUCGGGACACGUCCCCGUAGCCCCUCCCCCUGCCGCCCAAGCCCCGCCUCCAUCGUCGUCGGGGAUCGUCGUGCAAGAGUUCAUCAAGAAGGAGAUGGAGGAGUUGGGGUUUGAGAUUGGGUCAGCCAAGGGUGGUCUCCUCAGUGUGGCCAAGGCUGCUAAGGUGGUCUGUGGACUCUCUGCUGGAGUUGACAGAUUAUUUGAUGAUGCUGCAUCCAGUCUAAACCUCCACGCCCUUCUGGGUUUCUUGCGCGAGCUACGGCUUGCCUCCCAGGCCCAGCUGUACCGCUGCUCCCAGUCACCUUCAUCUGCCAAGGGCGUCGGUCCCAUGGGGGAGGAUGCUGCCGGUCAUACCCUAGCUGACGACCACAGCAUGAUCACCCCUACCUCGCCCAGUAAGUCCCUCCCAACGGUGGGAAGGGCAGAGACGUCCCUGCUGCUGUUCAGGUUGGGGGAUGUGAUCCUGAAGUGCGUGAGGCAUCCCAGUCGCCCCGUGAUCCACAUGAUGAAGGCCUGGAGUGUCGUCGCUCCUCAUCUCAUAGAGUCUGCCUGUCACAAGGACCGUCACGUGUCCAAGCGAGCCAUCGACAUCAUCCACGAUGUCCUCACGGAGGUGAUGAUGUCCAGCCAGGAGCUACCCCACUUCAACUUCCAUGAGGCUCUUCUCAAACCCUUUGAGAGUCUGCUGAGGCUGGAGCUCUGUGACAGUGAUGUCCAAGAUCAGGUCGUCUCUUCAAUAUGUGAGCUUGUCGAGGGAUCCUUUUCAAACAUCAAGUCUGGCUGGCGCCCUCUAUUUGGAGCCCUGCGAGCGGUGCGCAUGCAACCCCAUCAGCAUCACGAAUCGGACGACUCACCGGACAGGGCGGAACACCCAUUGGCCCCGGUGUGCAACGUGUUUGAAGCUUUCCUCAACACAGAUAACGUGACUGUGUUUGCGAAUGCUGCCAUUGACUGCAUACUAUGUCUUCUGAAAUUCGUCAGGGGUGGAAACAAUGCUGGUAUAUCAGAAACCAGCAGUGAGGCUGAAGAAGGUGACGGUAGCGGCUCUCAGGCCAAGCCCUCAUCCCCACAGCAACGACCCCCAAUGACCUACGGUGUCUUCGACCUCUGCUUCCCAGCGCUCAACUACCUUCACCGGUGCCACAAGAUUCUUGCCUCCAUUCACCAGAUGCCAUCCUGCCCUAUGUUCAGGGGAGCGCAUUCCAUCAGGCUGGUAGCCAGGGAGAGCUUCCCUGCAGGAGAACUGUCCCCUCAAAGGUCCUUUCCUCUCCCAAGCUCGCCAACAUCUCCUAGAAACGGAGGGCUGUCAUCCCUCGGUGUAGAUGAUGCGCUCUUCCAACCUAUCGCCAUGGAAUCAGUGGAUGACUACACAGGCAUCAUCCGGGUGUGGUUCCUUCUGCUGGAGGGGUUGACAGGAGCGGUGGCCCUCUGCCCUAGACGAUACCAACCUCCUACUCUGGAGCUACUCUUUGAACUCUUGAGGGUGAUGGCAGUCAAUCCAGGCCCCAUGUUUGGUGUCUACGCUGUGACCGAGCUCCUCCUGCCUAUGAUGCACUCCUGGGUCCGUCGCAACCGCCACGUCCACUCCACCUGGGACGCCACCACCGCCAACUUCAAGCAGGCAUGUGGUCUGGCAACCGACCUUGUGGUGGAGCACCUGACCCAGGAGGACACUCAGGGGAACUCCCCGUCAGCUACUCAGGGGAACCCCCAGCCGGCUACUCAGGGGAACUCCCAGUCGGCGGGUAGCACGGAUGGGGCAGAGGAUAUCCCACCACUGCCACCGGUAAAUGGCCGCUGCCUGAUGCUGAAGCAGAUGCUGGAUAUCCUGGUGGAAUGCAUAGGGCAGUCCAAUGAAUCAGUGGCCAGGCUAGGAUGCUCCUGCAUCAGACAUCUGUUACUGAGUGCUGGUCCUAGUUUCACCCAUGACAUGUGGACGGUGGCCUGCAAUGGCAUGCAGCGAGCUGUGGCGACCAGCCUCCGCAGCAUCAGACAACUGAUGUCCUGCUUCCAGCCCGGUUCAGACGACUUCAUGGGCGAUGUCUGCCCUGUCAAGGUCGCCGCUCGCAAGGAUGUGACGGAUAUGGAAUACCUCAGGCUGCAACAACUUGCACAACAGGUAUUCCAAUUGGAUUCCCAGCGACCUCUUUCCAUGGAGAUGACCCCUCAGGAUGACCCGAGGUCAUUCAUCUUUAUCAUCUAUCCUCCUGAUACGGACCUCACCACCAAUAUUGAUCAAAUUAAAUCCAGGGUGUCUUUCCGUGGUAUAGUCCUCGGUCUGUUGGCUCACCAGCUUUUAGUUCAGACGCUAGGUACCAUCCUCCUCCAUGGGUCUGAGAUUCAAGUCUCUGGUGAGCACACCGCCAUCUCCACCACUAGCCUGCCGUCAAAGCUGAGCCCCCAUGAUGGAGCGGAUGGCCCCAACUCACCUACUACCACCACCAACUCCAGUAAGGUUCCCCCAUUCGACUCUUCACUACCGGGCCUCCUGGCGUACCUCUCGCCCCGGAACCUCUCUCUCCUCCUAGAGUGCUUUGUUCAGUCCUACCAGAUUGCCUGCGAGUUCAACAGCAGGCCAGGGUUGAAGUUUCUCCUGCAGAAGGUGGCCAGGUUUGAGGUGGCGGCCAACCUCUACUGGCAGGGUGCCAUGAGCUUCACCUUCUACCUCCACACCCUCCUGGAGCUCUGCCACCACACCCCUCGCAAUAAAAUGGAGGCGGCCCACAUCAAGGGGAUCAUACGGGCGCUGUGCAGGCAUGAGGGUAGUCCUGAGCAGGUCACAAAGUUUGGAGAAGGGGACAUGGGUCCAGCAGAAGAGACGACAUCGAGCACCGCCUCUCCUAAUGGAGAUAACUCUCGUCAGCGAUCGGGUACCUUGCAGAGUAGGGGUAGUGUCAGCAGUGUCAGCAGCGUGGACAAUUUGCACCUGAAAUGUGACUUGACCUUUCACCCUACCUCCAUGGGGGAUCUCGAUUGGCUGAUUAAGCGGCUUCAUGGUAUCUGUAACGAUGUCUGUGCCUCCUUCAUUCAGCUGCAUGUUACCCCAAAUUGUGGUACGAACGAGGCCCCUCUGUCCUCAGACAUGGCUCUCUUUUUCUUAGUGGCACCCACUACGUCACCUAAAGAAAGCCGGGACAGGAUGUUCACCUUUGAACUUGAGGAUGAUCCUCUGUCUGAUGGAGACAUUGAUGAUGACGAGGAUGAUGACAAGGAUGAUGAGAAGGAAAGGGAAGCCAAUGGCGAAACAAAACAGAGCAGGCAACACCGAAGCAGUCUUCCAAGAGCCAAAGGUUUCAAAUUUGCCUCCCAUUGGACUCCUAAUGUCAAGUAUGGGUCGGAGGUCAAUGGCGAUGUCAGGGAGCAUGAGGUCAAUGUGAUCGAGCAGCGCAAGAAGAUGUUACAACAAGGAAGCAGUGGGGAAGAGGAAGGGCAGAUCUACACUGUAGCAACCAAGAAGGCCAUCAAGAGUCUCAUGCAGGAGUACAAGAAGCGCAAGCUCCACCACUCCCGCUCCGUCUUCGUCAAGAAGCCCACCUUUAAGGAGCAGAUGUACGGCCGCAUCAAGGCCAAGGAAGCAGCUGCGAAGCUGACGCCGGUGGAGCGCCAACGCCGCAAGCAGAUCCAGGAGGAACAGAAGUCGUCCAUCCUGCAGGACGGAGAGGCACAGAUGCAGACGUGGGGCAACAUGCUGGGCACCAUGCUGAAGCUCCUACAGCUCCUACCGGACGAACAGUUCAGCGCCUUCCUCCCGGCCAUCUUCCCUUGCAUCAACCAGCUCGUAUGUCAUGUGACCAACGAUCAGGUCAGGCAAGGGGUCAUGGAGUUCAUGGACAGGGUCGCACGCAUUCAUGGAAUCGUCUGAUUUCCAUGUUCCACUUGCAGAUUUUUCAAAUGUACACUAUACUUUAACAGUUAAUUAUGAAACAAGUAGUUUUCAUUGACUGAUGACUAUGUAGAUUUGUUGUUCUGAAUAGCUCUGUACUUACUUUUUCUUAAGGUUAUUAAAGAAUUGCUUACUUUUUCUUAAGGUUAUUUAUUUGUUUUGUUUAUGUGUGUAGAUUACUACCGUAUUGGUUAAUAGAGAUUUUGCCUCUUUCAUCUUGACAUUACUUCAAUCUUAUUUCUUAUGCUGUUUAUUUAUAUUGUGCUAUAUUAUAUUAUUGAAAAUAUAUUAAGUAGAUCUUUUAAAGUAAAGUUUAAGAAGAUCUGAGAAGAUUAUAGCGAAGAAAAAAAUAAGUGGAGCAGGCAAAUUGUCUCAUGAUCAUCAAUGUACAUUUAUUAUUCAAACUGUAUUUGGUUUUGUGGAGGAUUGAAUACAGUGAUCUGUUUUAUUUUACUAUACUAUCCUGUGCAUCAUUCUUAGAAAAACCUUGAAAAAAGAAACAGUAUUUUGAUUCUGCUGUGCAAUAUAAUGAUACAUUCCAUAAGAAUUCAUGAAACAGAAAAUCAGGCCAAUCAUUUUAAUAAUGAGUGCAGUUAUUAACAAAACAGCUAUCAGACAAUUCAUUAAUGUAUCCCAAAUUAAGGCAGCUUAUAUCGCUUACUUUGAAAAAUUUGUUGUCAUUGAAUUUACUCAGAUUUAAGAUUUAAGCAAGUUGUUUAUUGAAAAGGGCACAAGUGUAGAUGUGCAGUAUUCUAAUUCUCAUUUGAUAGAUUUUAAUUUAUUUUCAGUUGUUUUAUUUUGCUACUAGUAAGAGGCUGAUAUAUUACAUUACACAUAGACUUAACAUCAUUUUAGAGCAGGGGAAAGGUAGUCAAAUUUGUUAGAUAAAAGGCAUGUCUAUAUCUUUAAAACAAGAAUUGUUUGAACUGUAAAAGAAACGGAUCUAUGUUUGCAUUUAGAGUUAGAAAAUUCCACAAAUUUACACGCUACAAUGUGCAUGAAUUUGAUUUGAUUAUAUUUGAUUUUAUGACAUUACUUUGUAUAUGCUUGAUUCUUGAACAGCUUUAGUUUUAGAUUAGAUUAGCAUAAUUAAAGGAUGUAUAAGUUGUGAUUUAAUGAAACUUAUUUGUGUAUUAGAUAAUCCUUUUUGGGUAGAUAUGAGGAAUAAGCCUUCCCUUUGAACUUCCAUUUAAAAAAAGAAAGGUUUACUAUCACACUAUGGUGGAAAUAUUUCUAAUUAUUUCUGAGUAUAGACUAUUGUAACUAACACCUAACAUUAUACAUAUUUGCCUACACAUGGUUUCUACAGAAAUUAUUGGCCAGGAAUCAUCUUGAUUGUUUUCAUAAUUAUACCCAAAUCAACGCUUUGAAUACAUUUAUUUACAUAACGGCAUGUGCAUGUAUUGACAGCUAAUAUUUUCAUUGACAUCUUGGAUAUUAUCUGUAUAAAAUUAUGUACACUUGAAAUAUUGUAUCAAACCAUAUUAUGUUCAUGAAAA
Molecule: messenger RNA, 8888 nt
Organism: Strongylocentrotus purpuratus (purple sea urchin)
Lineage: Eukaryota; Metazoa; Echinodermata; Echinoidea; Camarodonta; Strongylocentrotidae
Product: brefeldin A-inhibited guanine nucleotide-exchange protein 3
Exons: 30
Coding region: 190-7368 (2392 amino acids)
Biological process (GO): regulation of ARF protein signal transduction
Molecular function (GO): guanyl-nucleotide exchange factor activity
Source: RefSeq, a predicted model, not a curated record